Messenger RNA from Pseudonaja textilis, 2873 nucleotides. Lineage: Eukaryota; Metazoa; Chordata; Lepidosauria; Squamata; Elapidae. The record is from RefSeq and is a predicted model, not a curated record.
CUGCGCCCGCGGUACGCCACAGCGGGGCCCCAUCCUGACAGAGAGUGGCAGCCAAGAGACGAUUUUUGCCCUCCGUCUCCGAACUUCUCCAAUGUUUAACUUGGCGCUGCUGACGGCCCAGCGUAUCCGGGACGGGAGGGCAGGGAGGGAGGGACGGAGAGAGGGAGGGAGCCUGAAGAAAAAUCGCCCGCCGUUGUUGUUUUCUCCCUUUUACACACUGAUUUCCCUGGAAGCCAAAGGACCGGCAGGAGCUUCCCGCAAUGAAGACGGUACUGAAAUGCUUCUUAGGGCUUCUUGCACUUGGAGUUAUCAUUACAGCCAUAGUUGUUCCAGUAGUUUUGCUAACAAGGGAUGCAGAUUCCGAUACCCGCAGAAAAUUUUCUUUGGAGGAUUAUCUGAAUAAUGAUUUUCAGUACAAAUCAUACAAUGUGAGGUGGAUGUCAGGUCAUGAGUAUGUCUACACAAAUCAGAACAAUGUUUUUCUGUACAACAUUGAUGAUGGAAAAGAGUCUAUAAUCUUAUCAAAUAACACAUUAGAAAUUUGGAAUAAUUCUGUUGCAAUAUUGUCACCCGACAAAAAAUUUGCUCUUCUGCGAUACAGUUAUGAGAAGGUGUGGAGGCACUCAUACACAGCAUCAUACCAUAUCUAUGAUCUAAAUAACAGAACCAUAAUAACUGAGAAUCCACUUCCUACAACUAUCCAGUACAUAUCAUGGUCACCUGCCGGACACAAACUGGCUUAUGUUUACCGUAACAAUAUUUAUGUGAAAACAACACCAAAUGCCAAACCUGUUGAAAUCACAGAGAAUGGAGCCGAAAACAAAAUUUUAAAUGGAUUAGCAGACUGGGUAUAUGAAGAGGAAAUGUUUGGCACCCAUUCUGCUCUGUGGUGGUCUCCAAGUGGCAGGUUUUUGGCGUUUGCAGAGAUUAAUGACACCGAAGUUCCUCUUAUUGAGUAUUCGUUUUAUUCAGAAGAUACACUGCAAUAUCCAAAGACCAUUAAAAUCCCAUAUCCUAAGGCAGGUGCUACAAAUCCAACAAUAAGACUAUUUGUUGUGGAUAUUCUAGCCCUUCCUCAAAAAACUAUAUCGGAAAUUGUUGCACCAUCUAGUAUAAUAUCAGGGGAUCACUACUUGAGUGUUGUAACAUGGGUGACUGAUGAAAGAAUUUGUCUGCAGUGGCUUAGAAGGAUUCAAAACUUUUCUAUGCUCACCAUCUGUGACUACUCUAGCAAUGUGUGGCAGUGCCCAAAGAACAGGGAGCAUCCUGAAGAAAGUAAAACUGGCUGGGUUGGCAGAUUUCAGCCAUCAGAACCUUACUUUGCUUCUGAUAAAAUUAGCUACUACAAAAUUAUCAGUGAUUCACAAGGAUAUAAACAUAUUCACUACACUGAUAGCACAGGCAAUGUUAAACCUAUUACAAGUGGAAAAUGGGAAGUAAUCAGUAUAGCUGCUGUAACAAAUAACAGCCUAUACUUUAUUAGUAAUGAAUUUGAUGGUAGACCAGGAGGAAGACAUCUUUAUAAAGUGGACUUAAAACAUGACUUGAAAAAAAAAUGUAUCACUUGUGAUCCAAAUGAGGAAGCAUGUCAGUAUUUCUCUGUAUCCUUCAGCACAGAUGCAAGAUAUUAUAAACUAAAUUGUUACGGUCCUGGCCUGCCCUACUUCACCUUGCAAAACAGCGAAACAGACAAAGCUAUUAAGACCCUAGAAAAUAAUGAUAAUUUGAAAAAUGUAUUGAAAGAAAUUCAGAUGCCCAGCAAAAGACUGAGAAAUAUUACUCUGCAUGGACAAACAUACUGGUAUCAGAUGAUAUUGCCUCCAAAUUUCGAUGAGUCAAAAAAGUAUCCCUUGCUCAUUGAUGUAUAUGCAGGGCCUUGUAGUCAGAAAGCAGAUGCUGCCUUCCGGAUCAACUGGUCUACAUAUCUCGCAAGCUCUGAAGGGAUUAUUGUGGCUAGCUUCGAUGGUAGAGGAAGUGGCUUUCAAGGAGAUAAAAUUUUGCAUGCAAUAUACCGAAGACUGGGAACCUAUGAAGUUGAAGAUCAGAUCUCAGCAGCCAAGCUAUUUUCUGAAAUGAGGUUUGUUGAUAAGGACAGAAUGGCUAUUUGGGGCUGGUCUUAUGGAGGUUAUGUAACUUCCAUGGCCCUCGGAGCCGGAAGUGGUGUGUUCAAGUGCGGAAUAGCUGUGGCACCUGUCUCACGCUGGCAAUAUUAUGAUUCUAUAUAUACUGAACGCUACAUGGGUUUGCCUGAAAAAAAUGAUAACCUGUAUUUCUAUGAGAACUCUACAGUUAUGGCCAGAGCAGAAAACUUCCAAAUGGUUGACUAUCUUCUGAUCCAUGGAACAGCAGACGAUAACGUUCAUUUUCAACAAGCAGCCCAGAUUUCAAAAGCUCUGGUUGACGCACAGGUGGAUUUCCAAGCAAUGUGGUAUACAGAUAAAGAUCAUGGAAUCGAAGGACAUGCCCACAGCCAUAUUUACCAUCACAUGAGUCAUUUUAUCAAACGUUGUUUUAAACUGCCAUAAAGUUGGGAGUGCCUUAUCUAUGAGAAGCUGGUCAACUUCUGAAGUUUUAAGAGCGCUUUUCUAGUAAAUUGUCCCAUAUUUCAUUGGAUGACACAGUCAAUUUAAUUUGUGCGGACACUUGAAUGAAGAAAACAUGAUCCACUGAGCACAAGCCAAAGAACUGCAGAGCUCCCUAGUUCCUGCAGGAGCUGCUCCAAUCUUUUUUUUUUUCCCUCAAGAACUAUUUUUGCAUAAUAGUGUUUUUAAAAUGUUUUCUUGCAGUAAGCAACCAUUGCCUUGGGUGCAGAAAUCUGCCUUAAUCAUUUCUAUAUGGACCUGUUGUUCUUUUGAAACAAGGCAUAAUCCAGG